Molecule: messenger RNA, 5507 nt
Organism: Pipistrellus kuhlii (Kuhl's pipistrelle)
Lineage: Eukaryota; Metazoa; Chordata; Mammalia; Chiroptera; Vespertilionidae
Gene: DENND2C
Product: DENN domain containing 2C
Exons: 20
Coding region: 797-3736 (979 amino acids)
Source: RefSeq, a predicted model, not a curated record
CUCCCAGUUGGCUGAAUUCCCCAGGGGACACUUUGUACAUUAGCCUUUUAUAUAUAGAGAUGUGAUACCUCAGAGGGUGUGCAAAAACAGGUGGCCAUAUUUGGCCUAGAGGAGUAGGCCUUACUCUGCUGUCCCUGUCCUCAGGAGUGUUCUUCGGAGUACUUGAAUUUCUAAGUUUAGUCUUUCAAGAAUGGUGAUUCAGAGUUAUAUCUCCCAUUUCUGAGUUCUAGUACAUUUCAUAGAACAUCUGAAAUGUUUCACUCAUCCUCCAUUUCUUGGAGAGUGAGUGAAAAAUGUUUUCUUCACCGUUUGGAACCUGAGAUACAGAGAAAUAGAUUGACUUCUGCAAUGUCAGAAUCAAAAAUAGGUUUGAAAAUACUUUUCAAUAUUCAGUACUCCUUUCUGGACCUGUAAACCAGCGAUCUUUUUGCCUGGGUGGAAGUGUCGACAUUGAAAGCUGGAUGGAACAUAAGACCAGAAAGUGAGUGUCCUGCAGGCUCCCUGAAGGUUGGGCAGGAUGAAAUCUUUUUUUCCCCCCUGACGUGAAUGAAUACUUUUCAUCCCAAGGAAAAGAAAACAUGAAGUAUUUCUUCACUUCCUGGACAUUGUAACAUUUAUCUGAUGAAAGGAUAAAGUAAAUGAUGGAUUAUUCAAAAUAAAGUUAUAGCCAUUUUCAACAAGGUUCAAUGAUUAAAACAUCUUUAUAAAGAAAUUUCCAAGUUAAAGAUGAAAAAAAAAUACUGGAAUUAUUUGGAUUCUAACUGACAGGAUAAAGAACACAGAAUUUCCCAGUUACAUGCAAUGGAACCUCAGUAAAAUUCAUCACUUUGGUAUGCACCCAACUGGGAACAUGGAUGUUGGUUUUUCUCGUUCUGCUGUUCAGACACUGUCAAGAAGCCACUGCAAAAACAUCAAACAAAAAAUUUCUCAGUGGGAAGGACGGACUAAUGGUUUAUCUAAUCCAGAUAAGUGGCACCGAAAGGACCUUGGAAUGAGAUAUAAUAACUGUCACCAGGAGAUUCUUCUUAAGAAGAAUCGUGUUGCUGAGGGAAAGAGCAAAAGGUUGGAUGUAACCAACUCUCAACAUGUUGGUCUAGAUAUUAAUGAAGAUGCCAAAAGCCGGGACCAAAGUGCAGAUGAAAGUGAGAAACAUGAAUGUGACAAUACUCACUUCUUUAAAAGUGAAUCAGAAUCCAACUGGGUAUGUUCAAGGGUCAAACAGAUUGAAAGCUGGAAAGAAGUUGCUUUGGAUCCAGAGACUUCGUUACCUCCAGGGAAUUUCUAUACCUCACAGAUCCUGUGGAAGAAACUCAAGGCUCUUCCCCCGGAUAAAGUCCUCAAUUUGGCUCUAGAACAUCGCGUCUCUUCGGAAAAGGAACUGGACUUCAGAGAUCUGGAGGGUUCCUAUGGAGUAACCAAGAGCUUGGAAAAUAUCUAUUCUGAACCGGAAGCACAAGAAUGUGGACCUUCUAUAAAUCCUUUGCCAAAACCUCGUAGGACAUUCAGAUAUUUGUCUGAAUCUGGUGUUGUGCCAUGUAAAGAAAGAAACUGUGACAGAAAACACUGUGAAAAUAAUUCUUGUGCGGAGUCUUGUUUGGCCUCUUCUCAGGAACCUGAACCAAAGAAAUACGGGGGGAAAAUCAGAGGGAGAUCGAAAAGGAAAUCCUUUGAAUUUGAAGACAUUCAGCACUUCCGAAAUCGGAACACACAGAAGAUGCAUGAAGAACUUGGAAGAAAUUCUGGCUCAGCACUUUAUUACACACAGUCUGAGGACAAUAUCUACGAGGAUAUCAUAUAUCCCACCAAAGAAAAUCCAUAUGAAGAUAUUCCAUUGCAGUCUUUUCCCAUGUGGAGAUCCCCUUCAGCAUGGAAGCUUCCACCCCCUAGAAGUGCCUUCAAAACACCCAAGCUUCCUCCCAAACCUCACUUCCUUCAGCGGAAGACCAUGGAACUGAAGAACUCGCAAGCUUAUGUAAGGUCAAAGCUCACCAAGGACACCACUUUGCCCGUCACUUUAACUGAAUGGAAGCUCUUCCGAGCUGGAGAAGUUGCAAACAGGAAAAGAAAAAAUGUUCCAAGGCUGGUAUUGAGAAUAGAUGACAUAUUUGAAUCAAAGAGAGGGAAAAAGAGAGUAAAGUUACAUCCGUACUCAGGAAAAGACGUACCUCCUUCUAAAGGUGAAACCAGUGGGAACGAAAGUGAUGCCGAGUAUCUGCCAAAGAUAGCUGAGGGAAGAUUAGUCCUGAGUGGGUUGCGACCUCUGGUGCUAGAGGGAAGCCGGCUUCCAUGGAAAACACGGCUCCGUGCUGUCGUUGCAGAUCGCCACAAGCGCUUAGCGCAGCUGCAGCAGUGUGCCAAGAGGAACCCCCACUACCAGACCUUAGAGCGCGACCUCAUUGAGUUACAGGAGCAGCAGCUGUUUGAACUCUUUGUGGUUGUGUCUCUCCAGAAGAAACCAUCAGAUAUAAGCUACGUUCCCCAGGUCAUUCAGCAGUUCCCUGGCAAGGGUGAUCAUGGCUUUAAGCAAUCCAAAGACACUGAAGAGAGGCUCAAAGUUAUCCCCAAAUUUUGUUUUCCUGAUUCGAAGGACUGGGCUCCAACCUCAGAACUCAAGAGUGAGACGUUCUCCUUUGUCUUAACUGGUGAAGAUGGGAGCCGGUGGUUUGGUUACUGUAAGAAGCUUUUGCCAGAAGGCAGAGGAAAGCGCCUGCCCGAGGCUUACUGCGUGGUCAGUCGCCUGGGCUGCUUCAACCUCUUCUCAAAGAUUUUGGACGAAGUAGAGAAGAGAAGAGAGAUGUCUCCAGCUCUGGUUCACCCCUUCAUGCGAAGUGUCAUGGAAGCUCCUUUCCCGGCCCCGGGACGCACCAUCACAGUGAAGAGCUACCUCCCUGGGGCUGGAGACGGGUCGGUUGAACUCUGCCGACCACUGGAUUCCCGGCUGGAACAUGUGGACUUUGAAUGUCUCUUUAAGUGCCUGAGUGUGUGUCAUCUGAUUCGGGUCUGUGCGUCUCUCCUUUUGGAGCGAAGGGUAAUCUUUGUGGCCAACAGCCUAAGCACCCUGUCAAAGUGUGGCCAUGCUGUGGUUGCCACACUGUAUCCAUUCACCUGGCAGCACACCUACAUCCCCGUCCUGCCAGCGUCCAUGAUCGACAUCGUGUGCUCACCUACUCCGUUCCUCAUCGGCAUCCUGUCUUGCUCCUUACCGCAGCUCCAGGACCUGCCCAUUGAAGAGGUGCUGAUAGUUGAUCUCUGUGCAGACAAGUUCUUACAGGAGGUAUCUGACGAGGAUGAAAUUUUACCACCUAAACUCCAAGCUGCCCUAACACAGAUUUUAGAAGAACGAAAUGAAAUUUUGGCUCAGGAGCAGAAUUUCUCACAAGAGGUGACACUCAACUCUCUGGUGUCAGAAGCAUUUGUCAGGUUUUUCGUGGAGCUGGUGGGCCAUUACUCUCUGAACAUGACUGUCACUGAGCGUGGGGAGCGUGUAUUCCAACGGGAGCCAUUCCGAAAAUCUCACACCUCCCGCAGCGUUCGCCACUUCCUGGAUCUCUUCAUGGAAACUCAGAUGUUCGCAGGAUUCAUCCAGGACCGAGAGCUUCGGAAAAGUGGGGUGAAAGGUUUGUUUGAGGUCCGGGCCUUCCAGUAUUUGGAAACAAUUCCUGAGUCUGAACCCAGUGGGGUGAACAGAAUUUUGCGGAGUCUCGGAAGUAAAAUGAAAUUUCUGCAGAAGAAAUGAAAUCUCCCACUGCUGUCUCAUCCUAAAUAGGACAGAAAGUGCCAAAGAAAAUAUUUUUCCAAGAGUCAGGAUGCCCUGAAGUAUUCUACAAAAUCCUUGAAAGCUGAGAAGGUUACAGAGCAGGCCAGAGUCUUGGAGGAGGAUUCUCCUGCUGCUGCUUUGUAAUCGCUGGAGAAUUGUCGAGAGUCACGUGGAACCAAUGCUCUCUUCACUCUGCCUCUUGUUGUUUUUAAGUGGCCUUUGCUACUUGAUUCUUGGGCUCAUUCUUUGUGUGUUGUGCUUAGGCUAUAAAGGCACUUGUCUUUUAUCAGGGAAAGACUUGGUGUUGCAUUUUUUAAAAAGCAGCUCAAAGAGGAGCACAAUGAGAGAAAUGCUGAGUUCAAGGUACCAGAGAGGCAUGACAGAAGUGGCUUACACUAGCCCUCUACACACAGCUCUCAUCACUGAAACACACAGCACCUUUAAGCCUAUGGGCUGUUCUUUGUCCAGUGUUCCGUCAAGGGGAAUCUCACUUAUUGGAAGCCCUAUUGUUAGUCCUGUAAUUGAGUACCUUGUAACAAUAGACUUAAUACAACUCCUCCCCCACUCUGUGUGGCACUGGAGUAGCAUGUCCCUCAUGGUCAACAUGAAACUUGUUGGAAUUAUAACUAAUGGGACAUGUCCUUCCAAGGACAUGAGAACUACCUUUUAUUUUACUUUUUUAGUGUCUACUCUAUGCCAUGCACUGUGGUACAUGUAUGUAUGUCAUCUUAGUCUUCAAAUCAACUUUUGGAGGUAUUUGCAUCUCCAUUUUACUAGUGAAGAAACUGGAAUUCAAAGGAGUUAAGUAACUUGCCCAAAGUUGUACAGUAGAGCCAGAACUAAAGCCAAAACUGUUAGUUGGUGAACACAGAUAAAGUUGGUUAGUCCUGAGAUGGAAAUUUGAGCUGUAUGGGAUUGUAGCUAUUGAAAAGUUUUCUUUUAAGCUGAAGUACCAGAGCCACUCAGCUCUGAGGAUAAGGGCCUUCAAACUAUAGAUGUCUAGAUGAGACUCUAUUUCGGUUCUCCUAGGAUUGUUGGAAUUUUUGCUCUAAUUAAAUUGGAGUCAGGAAUAUGAACAUUUCCUGGGACAACACCACAUAAUCACCCCAACCUUUAAGGUCUAAAGCUGCAGUAGUGAUUGGAAAGAGGAACUUGUCAGUGAGGUAUUAUUACAACAAAUGUCAGUUUUCUUUCUGAUGAUGGUUUUAAUUGGUAUAAAAAUAUUUAUUCAAGCUUAACAAAACCUUACAAGGUUUAUGAGGAUAGUUUAUUGACUUGUACAGUAUUAGUUCAUCCAUUCAGGUAUGCAUGGAUGAACUGAAGCAGACACCAGGUAACCGGUGCUACAUAAUUACUAUAGAUGUGGGCCCAGCAAAUAGAACUGAGCCUAUGUCUUUUUUAAAAUGUUUAUUAAGCAGCUUACCCCAGUGGGGCUUUUACCGGAUGUCUCUCCAUUUGGUCUCUUCUGACAAUCCAACCCGAGAGAUCAAUCAGUAACUGGGAAUUGUCUGUAAAUGGGGGUGGGGGUAUUAUUGUGGUGCAUCCUGGCCAUCCCUCUGUGAGGAGACCUUUGCUUUCGGGAUCGGGUCGUAUUUUAUCCCUGUAACUGGAGCUGCUUCCUUUCCUGAGGUCUAUUUCAUUUUGUUUUUGUAAAGUUUUAUGAAUGCUGGACAUGGUUGUAAAAUAAUUGUUCAAGAUGUGUAUAAAAUGUUGUUUACAGUUCUUCUAAUGAAUAAAUACAAAAAUUCCA